AUGGAGAACAAAAGAGCAAACUUGAUUGCCCUUUCCAUAAUCAUCCUCUUACUCAUCCUCCUCAUCAUCGCCCGCCUCACUCUCGGCCUCUCCAAAACAUUCUUCCUCAUAUGCGGCGCCGACGUGGCCGCCAUCCUCUCCGUGCUCGCUGUGGCCGUCCUCCGGGCCCGUUUCCGGGCCCGCAGGGCCCGCCUCGAGCGCCAGCUGGACUCCCAAGGCCGCGAGCUCCGCGUCGAGUACAGCUUCCUCCGCAAAGUCGCCGGAGUCCCCGCCCGCUUCCGCCUCCGGGAGCUCGAGGACGCCACCGACGGGUUCCGGGCCAUGAUCGGGCGCGGCGGGUCGGGCUCCGUCUUCCGAGGCAUUCUAACCGACGGCACUCCCGUCGCCGUCAAACGGAUAGACGACGGCGGCGACCGCGAGCGCGGCGACCGGACGUUCAAAUCCGAGGUGUCGGCUUUAGCGAGCGUCCAACACAUCAACCUCGUCCGCCUCCUCGGCUAUUGCACGUCGGCCUCGUCCUCCGGUGGGCCCCUCUUCUUGGUCUACGAGUUCAUCCCCAACGGCUCGCUCGACAACUGGAUUUUCCCCGAGUCGUGCAAAAAAAAGGGACAAACCCGGAGGAGCGGAUGCCUGUCGUGGGAGUCGAGGCGUGGGGUCGCGCUCGACGUGGCGCGCGCGCUCUCGUACCUCCACCACGACUGCCGGUCGUGCGUGCUCCACCUUGACGUGAAGCCCGAGAACAUCUUGAUCGACGAGGGGUACCGCGCGCUCGUCUCGGAUUUCGGGCUCUCGAGGCUCAAGGGGAGGGAGGAGAGCCGCGUGGUGACGGGCGUGCGCGGGACCCGAGGCUACCUCGCGCCCGAGUGGCUCUCGGGCGGCGGGGCCUCGGAGAAGUGCGACGUGUACGGGUUUGGGAUGGUGGUGCUCGAGAUGGUCGGCGGGAGGAGGAACAUACGCGAGACGGGUCGGGUAGACGGGUCGUCGUCUUCGAGGAAGAGGUUUGAGUUUUUUCCGAGGGUGGUUGUGGAGAAAAUGAAGGAGGGGAAGUUGAUGGAGGUUGUGGACAAGAGGCUUUUGGAGGGAGGUGGGAGAGUUGAGGAGGGGGAGUUGAGGAGGAUGGUUUGUGUGGCGUUGUGGUGCAUACAAGACGAGGCGAAGGCGCGGCCGAGCAUGGCGCGGGUGGUGGAGAUGUUGGAAGGGAGGGCGCCCGUCGAGGGACCUCCCGAGACUCGGAUGCUGAUUGUGGAUCUGCUGUCGGCGGAAGAUGAUGAUGAUGGCGGUGGAGAUCGGAAGAGAGUUGGCGGACGGGUGAGGCCCGUGUUUGUUCGGGCUGACGGGGAAAGUGUUCCUUCCGUGCCUGCUUACUCGUAUGCCUUCUCGUCGGUCUCGGGCCGUUGA
Messenger RNA from Striga asiatica, 1398 nucleotides. Lineage: Eukaryota; Viridiplantae; Streptophyta; Magnoliopsida; Lamiales; Orobanchaceae. The record is from the annotation of a GenBank genome assembly.